Messenger RNA from Elaeis guineensis (African oil palm), 1563 nucleotides. RefSeq lists its product as uncharacterized. Gene Ontology annotation, molecular function: 3'-5'-RNA exonuclease activity; nucleic acid binding. The record is from RefSeq and is a predicted model, not a curated record. NCBI's taxonomy places the organism in Eukaryota, Viridiplantae, Streptophyta, Magnoliopsida, Arecales, Arecaceae.
AGUUGAACGAGGGACCCGUAUGUCCGAGGCUGUUCUGAUGUUAUGCGAAUCUUGCACCUCCACGAUAUACUCUUCAAAUAUAAGUUGAAGUCGGCGAUGUGUUUUUAGGGGUGGGGGGGUGGGGGGGUCCGAAUCCGUGUUGUCGGAAUGGCCUUUGCUAGGGCUUUUGUACCCUUCCCUCCCUCAUCCUCCUCGCGUCCCUCUCUUCUCUUCCUCACAAUCUCCCACCUCUCUGUCCCCUUCCAAUCCAUCCGUAAUCUCACCGUCUCGGCUUCCUCCUCGGCCCUAAAUUCGUCUGCUUCCAUGGAAAUGGAAGCUCCAAAGACCCAUCGAUGGAGACCUAUGUGUCUUUACUACACGCAGGGUAGAUGCAUCAAGAUGGAUGAUGCUACACACCUUGAGAAGUUCAAUCACAAUUAUUCAGCAGACCUGAAAGUGAAUGCCACUUGCCUGAAUAGAUUGAGGCCUCAAGAUCUAGAUUACCUGUUGGUUCUUGAUCUGGAGGGAAAAGUUGAGAUUCUUGAAUUUCCUGUUCUGAUGAUUGAUGCCAAGACUAUGGAAUUCAUUGAUGCAUUCCAUAGGUUUGUAAGGCCAAGCUUAAUGAGUAAGCAGAAAAUUAUGGAAUAUAUUGAAGGAAAAUAUGGAAGAUUUGGAGUUGACCGAAUAUGGCAUGAUACUGCAAUCCCAUUUAAAGAUGUUCUCCAGGAGUUUGAGGUAUGGAUGACUAAUCAUCACUUAUGGGAAAAGGAUCAAGGAGGAUCACUUCACCGUGCAGCAUUUGUGACCUGUGGGAAUUGGGAUUUGAAGACAAUGAUCCCUAAGCAGUGCAAAAUUUCAAAGAUAAAGAUGCCUCUCUAUUUCAUGGAGUGGAUUAAUCUCAAGGACAUUUAUCUCAAUUUUUACAAGAGGACGGCAACAGGAAUGAUGACAAUGAUGAGGCAACUUGAGAUCCCAGUGUGGGGAAGUCAUCAUCUUGGCAUCGAUGAUGCUAAGAAUAUAGCAAGAGUUCUUCAGCAUAUGCUCGCUGAUGGUGUGGUCCUGCAGAUUACUGCAAGGAGGAGCACGGCAUCUCCUGAUGAGGUGAAUUUUUUUUCGGUAAUCGAAUCAGAUGAUGCUUGGCAGGGUUUUGAACUUAUGACGAGCAUGAUGGAAGCACAAGAGUCUCAUACAUGGACCCUGAGGGAAAACAAGUUUAGAAGAUCUGAUAGAAAUUCUGCAGUUGUAGGCCUAGUUUUAGGCCCUCUUAUCUACUGCUGUCAAUCCCAUGUGAUGAACUCAUCACCAAGGAGAUUGAGGAACCCGGUUCUACUUGCUCCUGUUGCAGCCUCUACUUGCACUUUCGCCACUGAGCACAAGGAAUUAGAUGCUGGCAUCGGAAGAGUGAUCUAGGUUGCAAAAUGGAAUGAAAGGAUGCCAUUCCUAUAAAUGUCUCUGUAGGUUUGAUAUACAUAGUUCUGUAUCAAUAUCCUAAAGCAAUACAGAAAGAGAUGCGUUUUACAACUCAGCUUCAAGCAGUUUGCACAGAUAUAUUUUACUUUGUGAUAUGACCUGUGAUUAAUAAUA